CGAUCUUGGCAUUCCAAUCGCGUCCGUCGUCCGUGCCGGUUCAGCUUCUCUGGGGUUCUCUCUCGCUGUGUGUGCGCUGUGCUGAUGAUAACAUCACAGACCGUGUGCUUCUCUGCUGCCCUCCAAUAGGAAGAAGAGUGGUUCCUGGUGGCAGCUGUUGUGCUUGGCUUCGCCGGAGUGUUGGCUGAUGGGAAGAAGCUUUGUUGUGAUGAUGAUGGUUCGAUCUGGAAGUGCCAGUUGCAGCACAUGUUUGUAAUGUAAUACCCUCCCGCCCGCCUGCCUGUCCGCUGUUUCGCUGUCUUCUCGGGCGGACCCAGAUCACAGUCGGUCAAGUGUGGGCCGUUUUUUUUUCGUGUGCAGGCUAAGUGUUCGGUGAAUAGUGGUUUUGAAAACAACAACAACUAUUGGUAGUUGAUGCCGGGCGGUGAAUGAAGAUUGAUUUGAAGCGCUUUGCUGGGAGGAAGUUUCGUGCCACAUUAUUGGUCGGAAGAGAUCAAAGUGAAAUUUGAAGAAUUUUUGUGUAGAAACGAUUUACAGCUGAUGCGGUACUGAUUGCGGCAAGUGUUGACCAUUAAAAAGUAGUAAAAACGGUUUGUGACAGUUCGAACGGUUUCGACCUGGUGCGGAUUAACGCAGUCAGUGCUGGGUGUCCUCGUGCGCGUGAAGCUUCCAAAGAUCAAGAGGUAUCUAAAUCCGUAUCUUCAUCGGUUGACUGGAUAUAAAUAAACACGUAAGGUACCCGCUUACGCCGGUUGUCGCGUCAUUGCCGACGGAACGGAGCUCGGUUCCGAAUAAACCUGUUUGUUUUGGUUCCGAGUCGGUGCGCGGAGGGCAUAGAUGGCGCUAGACGCGAAAGCAAUCAAGGAGGAAAUUCCCGACAAAGACACAUAUGAGACCAGUAGUCGCAAAGUGAAAGGUAAGGAGCAGUGCCGAACGCCAGACUCACCGGAAGGAGCCCGAGUGGUGGCGCCACGGUCGCCGAUUUCGCCUCAGGUGUCACAGCAUCACAGCAGUCUGGUGCCCCAGCCGAGAUCCGGCGGUGCUGGCAGUGGCACUGGGUCAUCAUCACAAGUCGCAGCAACCCGCAACGGGAGCUCAUCGCCACCGGGCGAGGCUCGGGUGCUGAACGGUAGCGGCGGAAGUGGGGGCGGCAGCGGUGGAGGGGGAGGCAGCCUGGGAUCGAUUACGCCGCCCCCCGUCAUUACUUCCGCUUCGGCAGUGGCAGCAGCAGCAGCCGCAGCGGCACAGCAGGACACAGCCAAGCUGCUCAAGAUACGGCGCUUCCUCGGCGCGCUGGUGCAGUUCGGACAGGACACCAAUGUGGACAUUGGGGAUCGGGUGCGCUCGCUGGUUCUGUCGUUGGCGAGCAAUGGCCUAACUGUGGAAGAGUUCCAAAUUGCCGUGCAGGAGGCAACCAACUUUCCCCUUCGAUCGAACGUGGUUCCGUUCCUAAAAUCGCAUGUUCCGGUACUACAACGGGAAAUCACCAUCCUUUCCAGAGCCAGCAAGCAGACUCCCUCGCAGUAUGUCCGCUCGAAUGAAACCAGUGUGAUGGAGUACGUCCAGAAUCUCGCCGACACAGCCGAUAUCUUCCUAUCACACGAAGGCUACAGCUCAACGACACCGAUCCCGGCACCCAGUGUCAACGGAUUGGGACUCAAACGACGAGCGUCCGAUAACUUAUACGAUACUCACCCAUCGGGACCGCCGGAAUGGGCCGACUACGUACUACCACCGACCAAACGUCCGCACCCGUCACUACUGCUGGCUUCCGGAACUCCACAGCUCUAUCCCACACAUCCGGCCCUGUUCGAGUACCAGAACGGAGGGCUUCAUCCACAUUCCGAGGGAUUGCAUUCCAUUCACCGAGACGAGCGUGACCUGCGAAUACCCUCCGGCGAUAGUCACCGGCCGCCGAGAAUUCCUCCAGGAGGUGGAAGUGGUGGCGGAGGAGGUGGUAGUGGAGGUGGUGGUGGCAGCAGUAACAGUGUCAUUGGGGCUGCCCCUACCAGCGCCGGAAGUGUAUCCGGCGCUGGUGGUGGGGGCGGUGGCGGUGAAGAAGAAUGGAAAAACAUCCACACCAUGUUGACGUGCAUAUCGGCGAUGGUUGAGAAGACAAAGCGCGCCAUUUCGAUCCUGCAGCAGCGAGGAAUCGAGACGCACCAGGCUCGUGACCACCAGGAUAACUCGAUAGCGGAUAUUAAGAGGCAGACGGAGGAAAAGAUUGCCGAGUUCCGACGGAGUGCCGAGGAGUCGGUUAAUCAGGUCAAACGACAAGCGGUGAUCGAGAUUCAACGGGCGGUUGCGGCAGCGGAAGCGAGAACCAUCGAGAUGUUCGCCCAGGAACGGCUAAAGAUGGAAAAGAUGUUCACCGACAUCCACCGGGGUGGAGGCUCCGAUCCGGAUGUGGACGGCCCAACCGGUGGCAGCCAGAACGUUAGUACUCUUGCGUGCUGGAAUUGUGGUCGAAAAGCUAACGAGACGUGCUCGGGAUGCAACCUAGCCCGGUAUUGUGGAUCUUUCUGUCAGCACAAGGACUGGGACCAGCACCAUCAGGUCUGCGGAACGUCCCGAGCGGAGAACGCCUUCCAGAAACAUGCAGCCAGCGCUCGAGCUGCUCUAUCGUCACGUUCCACAACACCCCAGCAGUCCCAGAGCAGUAACAGUACAGCCAACGGGACUGCGGCCGUUGCAAAAUGACGGACUAAACCACUGAAACCUAAGAAGAAAUAUCUAUGCUAGUCAAAUUAAAGCGAUCGCCGUUCAUCUCCCACAGGAUGGAGCACUGUAGCGAUGAUAAGCUAACCAACCAUUUAUCAGUUCACAUUCACCAGUUGCAUCUACUCAUCAACCAUCAUUAGUCAGGCGCUACCUAUUCCUAAUUUCUAUGCAAUAAGACUAGUUACAGAAGCCGUCAGCUAUCCGGUUUCGGUUCCUUCAAUUAAUACUAGCCAAAAACAUAUGACUAUGACCUGCAUUUUAGAAUCUUAGUUGACGAAUAUCCAAAUGAAAAGUGCAAUAUAAGGUAAUGAAACUAGGGAAACUAUCAUCAGAUUAAAAUUAGCUGAGAAAAGUGAAGAGUUAAUUAAUUCACAUAGAUAAUACGUAGAUGUGGAACUUGAAAUACAAGCCCGAACACUCAUUUCUAUAGAAUAUAAAACCGAUAACUCCAUAGGCACCGAUAGAUGUUUGUUUUCCUUCGGUGGAUUUCAGGAACACCCCUAGCGUACAAAAUCAGAAGCACGUGCCGGGAUGCGUUCUGCGCAGAAUCCACGUUCAUUCCUAUUUCAGUUGGUGUUAGUCGGAGCACGUGCUUUUUGUUUACUAACUCGAUAUUCACUCAACAGGAAUACCCAAACACAGUAAUAUAGACCGCCACCCAAUACACACAGUAAAUAAUCUAGAAAAGAAAAGGUUUUACUUUCAUUGGAACAACGCCAGUGUAGAAUAAUUUCAAAACAGCAAACUAUCCCAAAUAGCGAGGCUAGAUCCCAUAGAUACAAGUACUCCAAAGAUUAACGCUUGUUCGUUAGGUUCUUUAAUUCAGUAGAUGCACCACGUAAUGAUUACCAUUCAUUGGAAUCUUCAAUGUAGGAGGGAAAACUUAUUGAUAGCACAGUUACUACUUUUACCAGUAAACGUUGUUAAUUAUUUAUUCAUUGUAGUCUAAGUUUGUACAGUUUCUGCGAAUCAUGAGGGGGAGCCUUCACAUACUCUCGAUUUUACGUAAUGGUGAUUAGAUCACUAGCAACAUGUCAGUCAUAAAUACCGAAUGGGAAAAAAUAGAUCACUCAAUAUUAAAUAUGAAGAGACGAAUCAUCGAAAAGAAAAGUGUCCGAAUGGAACGAUUGCAUUCAAGCUGUGAAUCUCACUUGCACAGGCUACUUCCAUUCCAAAUUUUCUGAAAGGAAGUUUAGAUGAUUAACCGUAGAGAUUCCUUCCGCUCUGUAAAUAGUUGUUCUUCUCCGUAGAGUUGUAACAGAUCACGCAGACAUCUAGAAGCAAAGUCUCCACAUUCACGAUCAAUCUCACACGAAGCAAAGCAAAUCACAUUUAAUAGACAUACACGAAUUUUGGAAUCUAUCCAAUCUUGGGAGAGAAUCAAAGAAUAGGUAAACCUUCAGAACAAAAUGGAAAAUAAAGUCUUAUUUGUUUCUUAAAAUAAA
Messenger RNA from Armigeres subalbatus, 4166 nucleotides. RefSeq names its product protein CBFA2T2 (gene nvy). Gene Ontology annotation, biological process: negative regulation of DNA-templated transcription; DNA-templated transcription. The record is from RefSeq and is a predicted model, not a curated record. Bases 838 to 2700 code for a protein of 620 amino acids. Gene Ontology annotation, cellular component: nucleus. The transcript is spliced from 11 exons. NCBI's taxonomy places the organism in Eukaryota, Metazoa, Arthropoda, Insecta, Diptera, Culicidae. Gene Ontology annotation, molecular function: transcription corepressor activity.